AUGUGGGACCUCGGCGAUGAACUAUUACAGCAAGCUCCGGCGAAUGACCUCAAGGAUGUUUCCACACCUUGUACCGGUAAUGCCAUGUCUCUCUCAUCUAAAGGACAUUAUAUUGACAAGGCAUGGGGCAAGGACCGAUACCGAGAGCUCAUGAGAGUCGCCCGACAGUGGAGGCAGUUGAAGACGAUGAAAUGGCAUGGCUUCGGCCAUUGUUCCGACAGCCCGAAUGCAGGAGAUCUCGCAUUAUUUUGCCCGGCAUGUCCUCAGCCUGGGAUUAAUGUGUCCUUCUCAGGGGAUGAAUCACUUGAUGAAAAUUUCAAAGCUGAACACCUGCAUCCCAUGAAGCCAUUUGAUGAAGUUUGGCUGUCAGAUGGGUUGGGAUUUAUGGUGGGAAAGGACAGGUAUAAAAUGCAUCUUGCAGAGGCUGCCAACACUUUAGAAAAAUCAAGCUGCAACAAUCACCAGGCAGUAAAUCAAGCAAAUGCGGCUCGGCACAAGCUGGAAUCCACGGGUAUCGGGGGAGUAGCCUGUAUUUUCAGAAAGGCGAAAGGCAAGCCGACCCAGCCAUUCGAUAUUCACGAACAAAUGAACAUGGACUAUGCCCUUUGUGAGGCUGCCCGGCACAACAUGGAAGGCAUCACCAGGGCGGUCACCUUCUAUGAUAUCAACUGUCAAUACAACAAGCACUUUCGGGUUCGGGUGGAUCGAAGCCGAUUUCUCGAAAUGAUUCCGGAAUUGACCAUCAUUCCCGGAAUCGGGUUGUGGCACAUCCACGGACAUCAGGACAGCUGCUAUGUCCGAUAUGCGUCGAAUUUUAUUGAAGGCAUCGGUCGGAUUGAUGGAGAGAUCAUGGAGACCCUAUGGUCACGUCUCAACCUGAUUUCCCCCUGCUGCUCGGGAAUGUCAUCCCCGCAUCGAAAGGAAUGUCUCGAUUAUCAGAUGAAUGAUUCCAAUUUCUGCAAGAUGAUCCGCAUGAAAAGGACCCUUUGCCAAAAAUACAAUGAAAAGGCUUUCGACAUACUCAAUGAAGCAGCACCCGGCGAUUCAAAGACAGAGUGGCUAGCCAGCGAGAGGAUCGCUCAGUCCAGCAGAAUAAAUAAUCCUGCGGCUAUGGAUGUAUAUGAGAUUAAUAUCAAGAAGGCACCGAGCAAAAAGGAGAUCGAGCUUAGGCUACUAGAGGAGGGUAAUGCCCGAAAUGCAGCACCUGCUCGCAGGUCUGUGGCGACAUGGAUAUCAAUGGGGUUGGCGAUUGAAGAGGCUCAAAUCGCAUUGCUCAUCGAGGUCCGAAGAAUUGGUAGAAGAACUACCGAGACACAGAAGUUAGACAUCGCCCGGCAACGCGAUCGUCUCCAAGGCCAGAUAGAUGGAUUCACUCGGUCUGCUAUUACGCAUCUCGGAGAGGGAUUUGAUGCAGAUGAUGAUCCUGAAGACUUGUACUUGGACAUUCUUGAUGAUCUCGAUGAUGACUUGGCAGACUUCACCGAGACAUCUGACACAUGGGCAAACUCCCCUGAGCUCACUGUAAUCCCAUUGCCAUCAAACCUUGGGGUAGAUCGAUGCAGACGCUGUAUGGCAGACGAUCUCAUUCCGCUGGAGAUGUCUCUUUUUAGGCAAGCCAAAUCCCAGGCCCUGAAAACUCGAGCUUGGUCCCAGGUGACGUCGGUGCAGCAGGCAGUGUCCCUCCAUGCCAGUAUAUACACGAAGACGAGGAAGCAAAUGAUGCAACUGGAGCCAGGGCAAGACCAGGUCCAGAAAUACAACCCCUGCUUUGAGAGCAACUCAAAAUUAGCACUGCCGUCGGCGAUCCAAAUGCCCAAGGUCAGCAAAACGAGUCCCUCGCUUGGUUCUGGUCAGUCGAAGUCGACCUUGGGGGUCCCGAUCACUCGUGGAAUGAGGAAUGCACUACGGGAUCGAUGGAAGGAAGAAAUGAUGUUGGUCCAAUUGGAGAUGGAUUGGACAUGUAACUUUUUCUUGUGGAAAGCAACCCAAUGGGGUGACAGGAUGCGCGAGUCAUUGGUGAAACACUUCCGGGUCAUGCAUGCUACUCGGGAAGGCAAUCCCAAAUUUGAUUCCCGAGCUCACCUGGAACAUGGUUCCGGACCACAUCUUUUCAUCCCACCUAUGCCAGUUUCAAGACGUUGCAGAUCUGGGGAUCCCUCCCGCAUUGUAUCCACCUAUGGUACUCCAUGGUGGACCGGAUCAACUGCCAUCCCGAACGAAUUAUGGCCAUGGGAUCAGUCUGGCUUUGAGGACGAACAUCUUGUUGUUCCCGAGCAGGUGGAUGAAAGCUCGCUUGCAAUGCUGAAGGCACUGAGGUGGAUGAGGGAACGCCUCCUGACAGUGAUUGAGGAUCAACAAGCUGGCAUCCGUGAAAAGAUGGCAGAGAUUCAGAUGUACACCGCCGUCCUAACCAAAUUGAACCCAAGGGGACCAGAGUAGUUCUAGUCCUUCAGUUCAGAAUGUUGAUGUCUAAAUUCUG
Molecule: messenger RNA, 2479 nt
Organism: Suillus subalutaceus
Lineage: Eukaryota; Fungi; Basidiomycota; Agaricomycetes; Boletales; Suillaceae
Exons: 10
Coding region: 1-2439 (812 amino acids)
Source: RefSeq, a predicted model, not a curated record